AUGGAGCCCUCACGCCCUCGUCGGCGUGCAGCAGCUGCGACGUUGUCGCUUCUGCUGUUCCUGGCGGCUGCAGGGCCUGUUGCCGCGCAGCCGCAGCCGGCCAAGCCCCAGCCCGCGGCGGGCGCCGCGGCCGCUUCGGGCACCGACGCGCCCGCAACCCUGGGCCCGCCGCCUCUAGACACCGGCCAGCUCGUUGCCCAGGCCGCCAGCAGCGACGCGCUAGCCGUGCCGGAGCCCGACGUCCCGCUCAGCCUGGUCGGGCCGCAGGAUCCCCAGGCGUUCGCGGCGUCGCUGCCGCGCUGCUGGUGGGCACGGCAGGCGACACUCGUUGGCCAGUCCCUUGUCACCUACGAUUGCAGGGUCCGGGCGCCUGGUUUGGACGGCAACGUCGCCUCACUGCUCGAGCGGCCUCUGACCAAUGGCUACAUACAGUGA
Messenger RNA from Monoraphidium neglectum, 435 nucleotides. RefSeq lists its product as hypothetical. The record is from RefSeq and is a predicted model, not a curated record. The transcript is spliced from 2 exons. The coding region runs from base 1 to 435 and encodes 144 amino acids. NCBI's taxonomy places the organism in Eukaryota, Viridiplantae, Chlorophyta, Chlorophyceae, Sphaeropleales, Selenastraceae.